This is a messenger RNA of Cicer arietinum (chickpea), 1564 nucleotides long. RefSeq names its product UDP-glycosyltransferase 43. The record is from RefSeq and is a predicted model, not a curated record. NCBI's taxonomy places the organism in Eukaryota, Viridiplantae, Streptophyta, Magnoliopsida, Fabales, Fabaceae. Gene Ontology annotation, molecular function: UDP-glucosyltransferase activity.
AUAAAUUAAGUCUAGUGUUUUUAUUAUAAGUAUAUAAUAAUGAUAAGUGCAAGAGAUUAGUAAUUGUAUGAUCGAAGUGAUUCAUUCUAUGAUCAAUCACCAUGACUAGAUUUGAAGUAGUUUUCGUGUCUACACCAGCCAUGGGACAUAUUGUUUCUACCGUGGAAUUUGCUAACUACAUAACCAAAAACCACCCUGAAAUCUCUACAACCAUUCUCAUCAUCACUAUGCCACACACAUCACUUGUCAACACCUAUACUCAAUCACGUGCUUCCACCGACACAAAUCUCCGUUUCAUAUAUCUCCCUACAGUAGACCCGCCCACACCGGAUCAGUACCAAUCUUUGAACGGUUUCCUCUCCCUCCUUAUACAAAACCAUAAAAACAACAUUAAAAAUGCUCUCCUCGACAUUAUGAUAACUGAGUCAACUUCUGAGUCAGUUAAACUCGCUGCUUUAUUCAUCGAUUUGUUCUCCACCACUAUCAUCGACGUCGCUGAGGAACUCUCAGUUCCUUGCUACCUCUUGUUCGCGUCGCCGGCGAGUUUCCUCGGAUUCAUGCUCCACCUUCCCCAAGUCGAAUCAAUUGAAUCGGACACUGAGUUCGAAAUCCCGAGUUUCAAGAAUAAGCUUCCGCGACUCGUUUUGCCUAACUUGGCGUUGAACUGGAAAACCGAAGAUGGUUAUUCGUGGUUUUCAUACCAUGGAAGAAGGUACAGAGAAACCAAGGGUAUUAUCGUAAAUACAUUACAAGAGCUUGAACCUCACGCUCUUCAAUCACUUCACAAUGAUUUGCAGCUUCCGCCUGUUUACUCAAUUGGGCCGAUUGUUGACCAUGUUGGACCGGUUCAAUGGGACCCGAACCCGGCUCAAUAUGAUUACAUCAUGAAGUGGUUGGAUAUGCAGCCUCUUGCGUCUGUGGUUUUUCUUUGCUUUGGUAGUAUGGGAAGUCUCGAAGCAAAACAGGUAGAGCAGAUUGCUAUUGGGCUUGAACGGGUUGGGGUUAGAUUUUUGUGGGCUUUACGGGAACCGCCCAAGACCCGAUUGGAGGGCCCAAGAAAUUACACGAGUCAUGAGGAUGUUCUACCAGUUGGGUUUUUGAAACGCACAGCGGAGAUGGGUAUAGUGUGUGGGUGGGUCCCACAAGUGAAGGUGUUGGCCCACAAGGCGGUGGGUGGAUUCGUGUCGCAUUGUGGUUGGAACUCUAUAUUGGAGAGUCUAUGGUAUGGCGUGCCAAUUGCCACGUGGCCAAUAUAUGCUGAGCAACAAAUGAAUGCUUUCCAAAUGGUUAAAGAAUUGGGUUUAGCGGUAGAGAUUAGGAUGGAUUAUAGAAGGGGUGGGGAUCUGGUGGUGCAGGCUGAAGAAGUUGAGAAUGGUAUUAGUACUUUGAUGAAUGGUAGUGAUGAGAUUAGGAGGAAGGUUAAGGAUAUGAGUGAAAAGUGUAGAGUAGCCUUGAUGGAGAAUGGCUCAUCCUAUACUAACCUUCUAUCCUUCAUUCAUCAAUUAACAAAAUGAAUAUCAUAUUUCAAAUGAAUAAAAUAAGCUUUUAAAAAGUGUUAGUUUUA